UUUGCUCAUCUUAUAAGACCCAUUAUAGGAGGUCACAGUGGACCGGAGGCGUGCUCUCGACCUGCGCGUGAGAAUUUCCUUCUCGUCACUCACAUGUGUUUCAUGCGAUAAAGAAACUGUUCAACAGUACACGCACAAAGAGGAAGGAAAAUGAAGAUACACUUUUCAGCGCUGGUGAUAUUAGCAGGCUGGAUGAUGUCUGGAGGCAGCACAGAGAGCAAUGCAACAACAGGAACUACAGUUGCGACUACAUUUACCUCAGAUGUAGCGACUUCACUAACACACACACCAUCAGCAGAUUCCUCUCAGACGCAAUCAACUAAUGAAUCUGUCUCCACGAUCCACAACACAAAUCAAACCACGACUGAGUCCCCGCACAAUGUGAGCAUGAGCACUACGAACAGCUCCACACCUGCCCAGACAACAUCAAAUACAACCUCUGACUAUAACGCUACCUCUGCAGCGACUGUGCUCACCAGCGCGGCCCACAACGCGACCAACGCGUCGACCAGCGCGUCGACCAACGCGUCGACCCCAGUCACAUCGGGUUUGGUGAAUGAAACUCUGACAACACCCUCCUCAGAGAACCAUACCUCAGAGAACACAACUCUGGGAAGCACAAAACCGGUGGUUACUGCUGCCAAAAGCACAACUACACCAAUCAUUUCUACGACUAAAACGGUGCCCACUACUUCUGUGUUAACAUCACCAACAAAAAAAUCAACAGCAGCAACAAGAACAACAAAAACAACAACAACCACCACAAAACCAGUAACAACCAAACCCCCGGGCUCUGCUGACCACGAAAAGAAGGAUCAUCUGAGCUCAGGAAGUGUCGUUGCCAUCGUAAUUGGCUUUAUUGCUAUUGUACUAAUUUUACUUGUUGGUGCGUACUACUUCAAAAUGCGACGCUCUUCUUAUGGACGUCUUUUGGAUAAUAGUGAUCACAGCUCUGUGGGGAAUUUUCUUAACCCAGUGUUUGAUGGCUAAAUGGGGAAGUGUACAUGAAGAAAUUUUUUCUAAAGAAAACAACCUACACGUCUUUUGCAAUUUAUGGUAACAUCAGAUUCAGGAUUUAGGACCUAAAAUAAGAUGCACUGAUGAGAAUCAUCAAGUCGUUUUAGAGUGUAGGCAAGACUUCCUGUGAGUAUUAGCAUGAAGGCAGGUUGCGGGGCAUUUUGGUCCCAUUCAAAGGAAAUUUUAAGUGAUGUCCUAGAAAUUUCUUUUUUGUUUGCUUGUGUAAUGUUUAGUCUUGGGUAUAUUUUUUGACUUCUUCAUGUUGCUUGCUCUGUUUGUGUCAUGAUCAUUUUUUUAAGAGUAAAUAAACCACAACAUUAGCUGUAUUUUUUCUUAAUCGAAGCCUCACAUCUCAAACAGGCCACUUGCGAUCAUUCUUGGUCUUCAAGAGUGACCUUAUCAUGUACCAUAAUUACAGCUCUGGCCUCAGCUGUGGCCUCCCACUAUUCAUCCAAAGACAGUCUCUUUUUUAAACGUGAAAACCGUUUAACAUUUCUGUAUCCUCAACAAUGACAGAUUUUUCCCCUUGUCAUUGUAAUGGCAGGGAUUCACAAGCAACAUGCAAUUAAGCAUUUAAACAGUCAAGACUGUUAUUAGAGACUUAAAAAUAAGCCAUCAAGCAAAUGGAGGCACAUUAACAAAACAUCUGGUGUUCUGGCCUGUUUGAGAUGGGGUUUAAUUAGUUGUGCUACAGCAGUUUACCACAUCUAGAAAUGUAUUUUUGAAUGUUUAAAACCGUUUAUGUAGUUUCCUCGCCUAGUUUUUUGCUACCUGUUUAACAGCAACCACUGUUUCCUGUUUUUGCAAAUGCUCUAGUUUCAAGAAUGGUAUAAACCACAUGAACAUGGUCUAAAUCACUGGUCUACAGCAGCAGCAAGUGAUUGUAAAACUGUCAAUGUCUAUGUAAAAUUAUUGUAUUAAAAAUCACUAAUAUAUUAUAUCAUA
Molecule: messenger RNA, 1962 nt
Organism: Cyprinus carpio (common carp)
Lineage: Eukaryota; Metazoa; Chordata; Actinopteri; Cypriniformes; Cyprinidae
Gene: parm1
Cellular component (GO): plasma membrane; early endosome; Golgi apparatus
Source: RefSeq, a predicted model, not a curated record